This is a messenger RNA of Alligator sinensis (Chinese alligator), 6248 nucleotides long. RefSeq names its product stonin 2 (gene STON2). The record is from RefSeq and is a predicted model, not a curated record. Gene Ontology annotation, biological process: synaptic vesicle endocytosis; regulation of endocytosis; clathrin-dependent endocytosis. Gene Ontology annotation, cellular component: synaptic vesicle; AP-2 adaptor complex. Gene Ontology annotation, molecular function: clathrin-cargo adaptor activity. The transcript is spliced from 12 exons. Lineage: Eukaryota; Metazoa; Chordata; Crocodylia; Alligatoridae. Bases 683 to 3421 code for a protein of 912 amino acids.
UGGAAGGACUCCUUUGCCAUUUCUCUUUCCAGAAGCCUCUCGGUGGGAGCCGUCCCCAGUCUAACCCCCCGCACUGGUGUUUUGGGCAUCGCUGGCAAAUAGUACUUGUCAGGGCAAACACUGAGAAGUCUUAAGUGUUUUUUUUGGGCUUGUGACUCUAACAUGAAUCGUCUCCAGCUCAGCUGAAGCCAGAUAAGAGACAGCACCAAACAAAUGACUGGAGAUACCCCCAGCAUUAAUAUUGUAUGGAUAUCUCAAGAAGACGCUUUACUCUGUGAAUGUGGAUAAGAAAUCCAUGCAAGAAAUAGGCCAUCGAGUUUAGUAGAAGUGAGCCUUUCACUGUUUCAUCAUGAAUCCAGAGAGUUUUGGCAGGGGAAGAAUAGAGGCAAAAAGAGGUGGUGACAUCCACAUAGAGAAGACAUUGCAGAGCUGGGAUUUCCCAAAUCCUGAUUCGGGACCCCAACCCUUAUGAUCCACUGCAGCUUCACCAGUCAGCUCCAAACCUAGAUUUAAUUAGAUGCCAUGGAAACAGGAACUGCAAAAACCUUGGAUAAGCAGGGAGUGAAUUCACACACUUCUGUAAAAGAGAAUUUGAGGUGGUAGGAGGUGCUGCUCUCUGUUGAUUGUGCUCCUGAUCCACGUUGGGCUUCUACAACCACUGAGUGAAGAUGAGAAGCCUGUCAUGAGCAUGACGUCGCUGACAAGUAUCAUUGCCUCCCACCAGUCUGAGUGGGUAUCCUUCAGUGAUGAGCUCCUCCUUCCUGCAGCUUCACAGGGUAGCAAUGAAGAGCCUCCGGAAAGACAUUUUUCUUCUUCAGACACCUCCUCAGAAGAUAACCGUAAUGUGGAUGGAGAAUUUCAGGACCUCCUGCAGAGUGAGCUGAGUGAUGUAUUGGAGAAACCCCAGGUGGAGGACUCUGCAUCAGCAUCUCUACUUGAGAACCAUGAAUCUCCCAAAUCAGAGCUGCCUUCAUCUAUCAGUUCCUGGGUUCAGUUUGAAGAUACACCAUGGACCAACACUUUACCAGUUCACACACACAUGGCUCCUCCAUCGAAAGCACCCAGCUGGACAACUCCCUCCUCAGAUUCUUCUGAGAGACGACCUCUUGCUUCUGAGAGCAGCUGGACAGCCAACUCGGAGGAUACCAGCAGCCCAAGCAUUGCACCGUCCUACACAGAUCUGCAGUCGGUAAAUACAGAGGAGGUGACCAGCGGUAGGACUUCUGCAGCAGACUCAGCUGAGAGGAGACGGGAGAAGCAUUCAUGCAAGGCUUCCUUCUUCCAAAAACCAGAUAAUUCCUCAUCUCUUCAAGAAGAUGAAGAGCUAGAUAUGGAGGCUGUCAACUGGCAGCUGAACAGCACUCCUGUGAAUGGGCAUUCUGUGACCCCAACCAAAGCUCGUUUCCCCAGCUGGGUGACUUUUGAUGACAAUGAAGUCAGCUGUGCUUCACCACCGAGCCUUUCUCCCUUGAAACCGGAUUCCCCACCAGCAGUAACACAGGCUCCAGAUGUGAACUUUAACGUCACUGCAUCCUUUAAGAAGAGAGAGAGGCCUAAAAGCACGUUGGCAGACCUCUCUAAAAUUCAAAAGCUAGAUCUUUCUUCCAUAAGCAGGCUGCCUUCUGUUGGUGGAACACCACCCUGGAGUGCUACUAACCCCUUCCUGGAUGAAUCUCUGCGGGAUGUCCAACCGUCACCUAUCAACCCAUUCAGCUCAUUUUUUGAGGAACGAGACAGGCGUUCCCACAGCUCCUCUCUCCCUGCUGUUCUUGGCAAAGGCCAAAGAGACUCCCUUAUUAUCCUUCACCAAGAACCUGACACCAUCAGCUUCAAUGAGUUGAGCAAAAGCAUAACCCACACAGAAGCUGUUGAGCAGCUAAAGCAGCUCCAAAUUGGGGAUCCAGAUCACCUGAGCAGCCCCACUCUACCUGAUGAUGACCCCAUGAUGCCAAGUGAACUGGAUGACAUCACUUUGAACUUAGCUCCAUCUCAGCCCAAAGAUGGCUGGCCAAUGAUGCUUAGGAUACCAGAGAAAAAGAACAUCAUGUCAUCUCGACAUUGGGGGCCAAUCUUUGUCAAGCUGACUGAGAGUGGUUACCUACAACUUUUUUAUGAGAAGGGACUGGAGAAGCCAUUUCGGGAAUUCAAACUUGAGAUCAAUCAUGAACUUUCAGAGCGCAAGCUCCAGAACUAUGAUGAGAAUGGAAGGAUACACAGUGUGCGGAUAGACCGUACCACCUACAAGGAAAAAAAGAAGUAUCAGCCUAAGCCAUCCAUCACCCAUGUGGCAGAAAGGGAGCAAGUGAUAAAGUUAGGUACUACUAAUUAUGUAGAUUUCCUUAGCUUUAUUUCAGCUGUUCAGGACACAUUGAUGAACCUGCCAGCCUCAUCGACGGAUCUGAGCAUGGUGGGAUUGAACUACCAAGAGGAAGAAAUCACUGUUGAUGUCAAGGAUGAGUUUCAAGGCAUCUUGGCCAAAGGAGACAAUAGGAUUCUCCAGCAGAGUGUGCUAACACAUAUAUAUGUCCUCAGCUUUCUUUCUGGCUUGGCAGAAUGCAGGCUGGGCCUUAAUGACAUCUUUAUUAAAGGGAAUGAAAUAGUUGCACGGCAGGAUAUCAUGCCCACCACUACCAGUAAGUGGAUUAAAUUGUACAACUGCCAGUUCCAUUCAUCUGUGGAUGAGGAAAUGUUUAACAGUUCCCGUGCUAUUCUGUUUAAUCCUUUGGAUGCUUGCCGCUUUGAGUUAAUGCGGUUCAGGACAGUAUUCGCUGAGAAGACUUUGCCUUUCACUCUGAGAACGGCAACUAGCAUCAAUGGUGCCGAAGUAGAGGUCCAGAGCUGGCUGAUGAUGUCCACUGGGUUUUCUUCCAACCGUGACCCUCUAACUCAGGUUCCCUGUGAAAAUGUGAUGAUCCGCUACCCAGUGCCAAAUGAGUGGGUAAAAAAUUUCCGCAGAGAAAGUGUCCUGGGGGAGAAAUCUUUGAAAGCCAAGGUGAACAAGGGUGCCAGUUUUGGAUCAACCAGUGUGUCUGGUUCUGAGCCAGUAAUGAGAGUAACUUUGGGAACUGCCAAAUAUGAGCAUGCAUUUAAUUCCAUUGUAUGGAGGAUAAACCGACUGCCUGACAAAAACUCAGCUUCUGGCCAUCCCCACAGCUUUUUCUGCCAUCUAGAGCUUGGUUCUGACCGGGAAGUGCCUUCCAGUUUUGUCCGCUAUGUGGACGUGGAGUUUGACAUGCCCACCACUUCAGCAUCCAAAGCUGCCAUUCGGUCCAUCUCUGUAGAAGACAAGACUGACGUGAGGAAAUGGGUGAACUAUUCAGCACACUACAGUUAUAAGGUGGAAAUUGAACAAAAAAAAAGCUUGGAUACAAAUCUAAAGGGAGAAGAAACUGAAAACUCCAGUGAAUGUGCCAUUCAGUGAAGGGAAGACUCACCUGUGACAUUCAUGAGAGGAGUAGUAGUAUCAACCCAGCUGAAGAGAACUACAGCACCUUGUUCCUGCUGCAAGUACAAGGCAGUACUUUUAAAAUAGUUCUCUUCUGCGUGACAUUAUUUUGAGUUUUCUGCUCACUACAAGUCGUAUUCUGAGAGGAAACUCCUUGAUGGUUUGUUUAGAACAGCCAAGGGUCUUCAGUGGAAUAUUUUACAUACCUUUGGUGUAUGGAUAAAAAAGAUUUACAAUACAUUCAAGCCUGCCGCCUUCUCUGCCUUGUCACCAUUUAGCUUUCUGCACUGAAGUAUGGUGUGCUAACAACCACAGCCAAGAUAGAAAGCAACUGUGUCCUCGCUUACAAGUCUUUUCCUCCAAGUUGAAUGUUUUCUUGUAAGCUGUUGGUCUGGUUAUCAGUAAAGCUCUCUCUUUUUAUCUGCAGAAUACACAUGAGGAGCAACAAAGAGAAAGAGAUACGGUCAUUAUUUUUUAAAGUAAUCAACAGAGGGAAGUUAGAGAACCCUGAACUUCAGUCUAGAGAAUCAACAGUCCCUCCAUCUAAAACAAAGGGAACGCCAAGCACAUGAACAACUGGUUAUCAUCUUUACACUCACCUUAACCAAUCCACUAACCAGAACAUUAAGGUGGAUUUUCCUAUGGUCCUAACUAGUCAUAAGAAAGACCCCUCUGCUCUCUACGGUUUUCACUUGCUGGUCAGGGUACUUUCUUUAUCUUGACUUAAUGUGAUUAUAGCUGCUAUUACCAGAGGUUGUGCAGAGCAACAGGGAUGAUAUAGAAGGGGCAUUACUACAAGUAGAUCAUUCCUGCCUGGAAAGAUAUUUGAGGGAAAUAGAUUUUAUUUUGAUAUUUUCUUUGAUGUUUAAGGGGACUAGUUGCUUUUUCAUGCCCAGAACGAAUCUUGCUUUAACAUGAAGGAUUUUGUGUUCCUGAUACUCUUUGGAAAGCAUAAUGAAGAGUAAAUGUUGCAUUUUCCUGUUCUUGAGGUACACUUUUGCUUUCAUGUUCCAUCUGAAGUCUACAACACAACAAAUCCAUAAGCUACAGACAAAAGAUGCCGUUAACUUUAUAAAUUACACAAACAGGUCCUAAAACUUUAGUUCUUCAACUUUAAAAACACAUUCCUCUGCCACACUGAACUAAAGAUCAACUUUUUACUGAAAGUAGUGGCAAGCUCCUCUUGUCUCCCUACACCAGGCUGUAAAAAACAAAAUCACUCACUCAGACACAUCUAUCAUUGAGUCAUAAGAUGUUCAUAAUACCUAAUUUUCACAACCGUGGGCAUGAUUUAUUUGGUCUCUUUUUCAAAAAUUAAAUAACUAAAUAAUAACCAUAACUUAUUCAACCAUUUAGCUUUUUUAAAAGGACCCUGUUAACUUGCAAAUCAGACAUUACAAAUACUUAUCAGUGUGACUGACACACUAUUUUAAUUAAAUUUAGAGACUUUUAAACUUUUAAAUUUAUUUUCUGGUAUUUGCAUUUCACUCAAGACUGUAUUAAGAAUUAACUUUCGCUUUUGAUCCCUGGUUAUUUUUAUUCUGAGUCUCGUGAACAGUGUAGCAAUGUUUAGGUUCCAAAUAAAACAUGGGAUUAUUUACAUUCAGACAAAAACUGUUUUUAUUAGAAUUUAAAAAAAAUGUGGGAGCCUUUCAGAUGCUCUUUUUAUAUACUUCUAAAUGUUAGGUCUAGAUUGUUUUGAUGCUAUCUGUUUUAAAUUCAAAAUUAAGGAAGAAAGGCGCUUUUUUUUUUCUUUUUAUGCAGCUCUAAAUGUAGCAUCUAUGGCAAAAAUACAUUGCUAAAAUGGACUAAGGGUCACAGUGCCAUGAAGACCUGUACCUGGGCUUGGCAUAGUCCAGGGGUUCCCAAACUGUGGUACACUUACCCCUGGGAGUAUGCAAGACAUUUCUGGGGGGUACACGGAAGAAAUUGUCUAAUGGGGGAUUUAAUUUUUAUUGUAAUAAUAAUUGGCAUUUAAGGGGCUAAAAUAUAAAACGUAGGCUGGUAGGCAUAUGUGGGCAGCUGGUAAAUCUGGAAGGGGGUACACAAUAAGAAAAAGUUUGGGAAACUCUGGAAUCUUCUAUUACAAGUGGUCCUACUGAAUCCAAAACAGCUCUCCUCCAUUUCAUUUGGUAUCAAGUAUUUUCACGGUCUGUCUAUAAUCAGGAACACUAAUACCUCCUGUAAAGCAGUUUGAGAUCUGUGGCUGAAAAGCAUUGCUGAAGUGCUAAAUCUGAUUAUUAUGUAUGAACUAGGGUUGCAUAAAGUUAGAGGCGAGUCUGAAACUUCCAAACAUCUUUUAUGUCCAAGAGGUGGUAGAUUUGAAUGCUGAGGCCAGAUGUGAAUGUCAUUAUUGACUCUAUGCUUCACAGCCAGAUGGCUCUUAGCUUGGAUUUUAUGGCUUAGGCCCCUCCCGUAAGCAACAUGAAAUUUGACUUCUCAAAGCUAACAUUUUUCUGUGCUUCAGAUAUACCCAGCUGGCUUUUCCCCCUUAUUUCCUGUAUUCUCUGCUGCCCCCAGAUCACUGGUUUCUGAGAAGGAGCAGAAGGAGAAGUAACAGUGCAGAAGUGAAUGUGCUCUCAGGGUAUUUCUGAAGAAGUGUCAGAGAGCUCUUGUGAAAGAGCCUGGUCUUACAAAAUUUCUAGCCCAGAUUUGCAGACCUCAGAGUUCUGCCUAGCUCAUACAGGUGAAAAGCAACCUGUUCAAAUUUGCUGAUGAUACCAAAAUUUGGGGUGAGGUGGGUACGUUAACAGGGAGGGAAAGACUGCAGAAAGACCUGGAUAGGUUGCAGGGGUAGGCUAAC